Messenger RNA from Amphibalanus amphitrite, 1076 nucleotides. RefSeq names its product inhibitor of growth protein 1-like. Gene Ontology annotation, biological process: positive regulation of DNA-templated transcription. Gene Ontology annotation, cellular component: nucleus. Lineage: Eukaryota; Metazoa; Arthropoda; Thecostraca; Balanomorpha; Balanidae. The transcript has 3 exons. Bases 108 to 1076 code for a protein of 322 amino acids. The record is from RefSeq and is a predicted model, not a curated record.
CAGGCGGUAGGUGGGCUUAUUAUUCCGGGUGUUCAUGUAUAUUGAUAUAGGACAAAGCUAUCUUGUCGGCGAAACACACGGGAACGGUCGGACAGACGGGCGCCACCAUGCUGAACCAGGCGUCCCGCGAGGCGCUCUACUCGGCCACCUACCUGGAGGACUACCUGGACUGCGUGGAGAACAUGCCCGACGACCUGCAGCGCUCGCUGACGCGGCUGCGCGAACUCGACAUCCGCUACCAGUCAGUGCUGGGCGAGCUGGAGCGGCGCCAGGCGGCCGUGCGCCGCGAGUCCAACGAGCAGCUGCGCACGCGCUGCCUGCUGGCCAUGCAGCGGGCGCUGAUCGCCCUGCAGGAGGCGGCCGACGAGAAGCUGCAGCUGCUGCAGAGCGUGCACGACCUGGUGGACGGCCGCUGCCGUCAGCUCGAGCUCGACUACAAAAACCUUGAUUACGGCAAGGACCAGGAGAACCAGGCGCCAUCGGGCGGCAGCCGGUCGGCCUCUCCGCCGGCCGAGCCGCCGUCUCGCGCCACUCCGGCCGGCGCGGCCUCGGCGCUGCCCCGGCGCCGGCCGCGGCGCGCGCGCGCCGCCGAGCGGGCCUCGGCCGCGGCGGCCGCCGCCGCUGCCGCCGCCGCCGAGGACAGCACGGACGCGAGGGACGCGGAGGAGACACCGACGCGUCCCGCCAAACAGUCGCGCGGCACCGGGUCGGCCGGCCAGGGCAGCCAGAGCCGCGCCGCCAGCGCCGCCAAGCGCCGCAAGCGCAAGGCGCGCCAGGGCCGCGAGGACUCACCGAUGGACGUGCCGAUCGAGCCCGACGAGCCCACCUACUGCCUCUGCGAGCAGGUCUUCUUCGGCGAGAUGAUCGGCUGUGACAACGAGCUCUGUCCCAUCGAGUGGUUCCACUUCGCCUGCGUCAACAUCGUGCACAAGCCCAAGGGCAAGUGGUACUGCCCGCGCUGCCGCGGUGACCGCACCACCGUGAUGAAGCCGAAGCACGUGUUCCUCCGGGAGCUGGACCACUACAACAAGCAGAAGCGGGAGGACAGCGACCGCGGCCGGUCGACGCGGGACUGA